AUGGAGCAACACGGCUACGACACACGCGGAUAUGCCCUCUUCAAGGACGACAAUCCCCAGACGCUCUCUAAAGGACAGGUCUGGUCUAUCCGCGAGUCUUUGAUGCGACCUGUCGCCGAAUUCAUCAAGAAACACGACCUUGCUCUGGUCCGCCGCGACAUGUGCUCGGCGAAAUCGCGCGAUACUUCCGUCCGCUCCUGGCUUCACUUUCAUCGUUGCAAGGAAGGCCCCCGUCCCUGUGUCGUUCGUUCCUUCGGAAGAGCUGGCGAUGAAGCCUGGCUCAUGGGAACGCUCAACAAUGGCCAGAUUGCGGAUUUAUCUCUGAUCGUGGACAUGUUCUUCGUCCAGGUCGACCCCGCACCCACAGACAUGACCCCCUCCGAACAACACGUGCAUGCGGGUCCACGCUGGUGCCAGGAAAAGAAGCAAUACAUCUGCGUUCUUUCCACCGAGCAUAAAGGAGUUCGUCCUGCCGGAUUCGAAGGUGAAGACCAAGGCUAUCUUCUUGAGCGUUGGGUGGAGAGAUACGGUUCGCCUGAGGAGAAAGGGCAGCGUUAUGGGUUCUCGCAGCAUCAACUUAACCGCCUCAACACUCUCAAUGUCGCUCGUUGCGAACAGUGGCGGAACAUUAGCACCACCGAGAAAGAGAAGGCUAUCAAACACUUCCGCCAAUUUGUCAAUAGACACCAGCUUGACUACGGUGCCGAAGACCUGCCGCCUGGUAGCUUCAGAUCUCGUGCCAUCCCUUCUCUUUGGAGUGGCAGGAGUGGCAGGAGGUCCGGUCUUAGCGCGUUGUCAAACCUGGGACAUGGACAUGACAGGCGACGACGCAAUUCACGCCCCAGCCUUCGUCGUUAG
Molecule: messenger RNA, 858 nt
Organism: Peniophora sp. CBMAI 1063
Lineage: Eukaryota; Fungi; Basidiomycota; Agaricomycetes; Russulales; Peniophoraceae
Source: the annotation of a GenBank genome assembly